UGCACAUGCGCAUUGAGUCUUAAACUUACAGUUACAGCUACGACUUUGGCAGUAUUUAGCUUGAUAACGUGCUACUUAGCUAGUUACCUUUAAAUUUACACAUAUUGGGUCCGUUGAAAUGCAGCUUUAAUCGUCACAACCUGUAAUUUAACACUCUCAUAAAGUAUACCCAGGGAGGCUGAUAUUCAUCCCUCAAGUUCCCAGGGAUCCUUCAGCCUGCCCUGAUGAAGGCCGCGCAAGACGGAGACCUCCUCGAAGACGACUCCCAUCAGGAGAAUGGAGUCCAGACUAAUCAGUACAGCUCCAUCUCUCCUCCGGCCUCACCAGUGGCCCAGGAUGAACCCUUCUCCACAUAUUUUGAAGACAAGGUGGCCAUUCCCGAGAAUGUCAGCCAGGUGUUCAGUUUCCGUAAACUCUGGGCCUUCACCGGACCGGGGUUUCUGAUGAGCAUUGCUUACUUGGAUCCAGGGAACAUUGAGUCCGACCUGCAGUCUGGAGCUAAAGCUGGCUUUAAGCUCCUAUGGGUGCUCCUUGGAGCCACUAUCAUUGGGCUGUUGUUGCAGAGGUUAGCUGCACGCCUCGGGGUCGUCACUGGGAUGCACUUGGCUGAAGUCUGCAACCGCCAAUAUCCCACAGUUCCUCGGCUCAUCCUGUGGCUGAUGGUGGAGCUGGCAAUUAUUGGCUCAGACAUGCAGGAGGUCAUUGGCUGUGCCAUAGCUUUCAAUCUUCUCUCUGUGGGCAGGAUUCCACUGUGGGCAGGAGUCCUCAUCACCAUCACAGACACAUUUGUGUUCCUCUUUCUAGACAAAUAUGGCCUGAGAAAACUUGAAGCUUUCUUUGGCUUCCUCAUCACAGUAAUGGCUCUGAGCUUUGGUUACGAGUAUGUGCUGGUAAGUCCAGACCAAGGGGAGCUGCUGAAGGGGAUGUUUGUGCCGUACUGUGCCGGGUGUGGGCCUGUGCAGUUGGAGCAGGCGGUGGGAAUUGUAGGCGCCGUCAUCAUGCCCCACAACAUCUACCUGCACUCAGCGCUGGUCAAGUCUCGGGACAUUGAUCGCAAAAAUAAGAAAGAAGUAAAGGAAGCAAACAAGUACUACUUCAUUGAGUCAUCUGUCGCUCUCUUCGUCUCCUUCCUCAUCAACGUCUUUGUUGUAGCAGUCUUUGCUCAGGCGUUCUACGGGAAAACCAAUAUUGAAAUGAAUAAGGAGUGCAAUGAAACCGGCAGCCCUCACUCAGAUCUCUUCCCUCUCAACAACGGCACACUGGAGGUGGAUAUCUACAAAGGGGGAGUGGUCCUGGGCUGUGUCUUUGGGCCUGCAGCCCUCUACAUCUGGGCAAUAGGGAUCCUGGCAGCUGGACAGAGUUCCACCAUGACAGGGACUUAUUCUGGGCAGUUUGUCAUGGAGGGUUUCUUGAACCUACGAUGGUCCCGUUUUGCUCGGGUGUUGCUGACCCGCUCCAUCGCCAUCAUACCUACACUGCUGGUAGCCGUUUUUCAGGAUGUUCAGCAUCUGACCGGGAUGAACGACUUCCUCAACGUGCUUCAAAGCAUGCAGCUACCAUUUGCUUUGAUCCCAAUUCUGACAUUCACCAGUCUGACAUCCAUAAUGAAUGACUUUGCAAAUGGAAUGGUGUGGAAGAUUUCCGGAGGUAUUGUCAUCCUGUUGGUUUGUGCAAUCAACAUGUACUUUGUGGUGGUCUACGUGACGGCGCUGAACAGUGUGCUGCUCUAUGUUAUCGCGGCUCUGCUCUCUGUAGCCUAUCUGUGCUUUGUAUGCUACCUGGCAUGGCACUGUUUGGUUGCCUUGGGGGUUUCCUGUCUGGACUUUGGCAGCAGGAUGCAACUGUCACAGCACACAGACGGUUACCUAAUGAGUGACAUGGAUACUGAUAGUCUGUUUGAGAGAUAGGAGGACUCAUUGUGAGCGGCUGUUGAACUGAUGACCCGACAGAAGUGUGGGACAACUGAAGCUCGGCCAAUAUGUGUUUGUCGUCACCUCUCUGUGCCUAACAGGUUUUUAAAGUUUCCUUACAGUACACAGUGUGGUACACCAGCCAAUGUCUAAUCCAAUGAUGGGUGUUUUCCAUUGCAAAGGUCUCAGCAACCUCAGCUAAAUAAUGUUUAUGCAAAUAAUGGUUAAAUAUGUUUAAAGGAUUUAGGUUCUUGUGACGGUAAACUACUUCAGGUUUUUGACACAACAAGAAACUUAAGGUCCAAUGUAUCAUGUUUGCCAACCAGACACAACUGUGAUGAGAUUAUUGCUUUCCAUUUAGAAAUCACACAAUAAUUAACUCACUAUUCCACAUCAUUGAGAUGGCAGUCUUGAGUUCAAAGACACGGUGGGUUGUUUUUAACCGGUGCUGCACCUAAGAUGCUACGGGCCUCCAACAUGGCCACCAGGCUGCAAAAUUCAUCUAGUUUAUUUUCUACCUUCAAUCUUGCACUUCUUUUGGUUUGGUUUAGGUGACAUGACAUAAAUUUUUCCAUUAUCACACACCCCCACAAAGUGAGAACGAGAUAAAUGUCAUAUGUAAAUGUUGUAUGAUUUAUUCAUAAAAUAGAAAAGUCAAACACCAAUGUUGCAGCAUGAUAUUAACAAUUCUUGUAUGCAUUUUGGUGGGGACUGAUCAGCUUCCUUUUAUUUUAUUUUCUAUUCCAAUAAAAUCUCUAGGGAUUUAAAGCAUUCACAUUUGUAAAUAUUAGACAACAUUUUUUUUGCAAAAUAAUAUAUUAAAUAUGACUAUACCACUUGAGAAAUAUACAAUAUAUUUGUGUGUGAUUAGUCACAAUUUUUCUGGUGUUUUAUACGAUAUAAAAGAGAAUGACAGUUUUAUGUCAUUUUAUGGUCAGUUACAGAUCUAUUUUAGAGUCCAGGAAUUUCUGUUCUAGGAGAUGAGGUCUGUACAGUACAUAUUGUUUUGUAUUUCAAAGUCUAGUCAUGAACAAUUGCUUAUUGUAAAUUAUUAAAUUAUUGCCACCAUGUGUAGGAAUUUAAAAUUCUAUCUCAGUGGUCCUUGGUAGUAUUGUAUCUAAAAAAGACACUGGCAGCAGACACUCACAUGUAUACAUUCCCAUUUAAUUAAUUUAUGAAUUUUAGUUAAUACAUUUGCAGUAGAAGUUUCAUAUAAUUGAUCAGUGAAUGCAGUCCUUGGAGUUUGAUCCACUGAGUGAUAAGUGAUAAUUUUAUAUAUUCUAUUAUUUCUAUUGUCAUUUAAGCUUAGGUCAGUUAGUUUUUAGUUUUGUUUAUUUAUGUGUAGUUAAUAUAUUUUUUAUAGAUGCUACUUUGGCUAUUAUGGAGUUUUAGUUGAUGUUUAGUUUGGUUUAAAAUGUUUUAAUUUUGUUACAUCAGCAGCUAGCCUUUCUUAAGCCAAAUUUGCACCGGGUGUAAUGUGUGCAAAAAAGAAUCGAUGAAUGAAAGAAAAUUAUGGCGUAUAAUUUCUGAAAUGAAUAUGGAAGAAAAAGUUAGAAACUGGUAAUCUGGUGCAAAUAAAACGGUAAAUAUAUAACAAGCAAUGUGUUGUAUCACGAGUAACCGCACGGGACAUGUCCAUUGUAUCUCACUGCUCCUGGUAUCCUGGCACAAGAUAGUUUUGGUUAUUGGACUCUGGUUUACCGGGAGAUUCAUGGGAGUUUGUAAUUGUACAAAACAUGAACAAGUUUGACUGUUUCAAAUGUGGGAGAUUAGUGUUAGCUUAGCAACAGAGUGUCUAUACGUGGGACAAAUGCCUUUUCUUUUUUUUUUCAGAAAAUAAAACAAGUAAAAAGAGUACAGAGAAGACACUAGAGAAGGAGACAGAAAACUAUAUGAAACAAUAAUGCCAAACCACAAGAGAAUCUGUCAUGAAAACACACUUCAGAGGUAUCAUUGUGCACUGUACCAAAAAUACCAAAUACCAAAAAAUACUACUUACCAAAUACUAAACUGCACUUGUAUAUUAGAAUUGCUGUACAGACAACCACAGUGCCCCAUGUAUUCACCACUGUGCCUCAUUUCUAGGAUGUCCCGCACACUAUUCAGUCACUAGGAUUACAAGCCAGUACAAGAAUCUCACAAUGUUGUAGGUGGAACAACUGUAGGGUGGGGUAUAGAGAGGCUUAUACUACAUUUUUAAUAUAUUUUCAAAAUUUCUUUUGGCCAAUGUGUUCUGCAUUUGCCGUUAUACUUUCUGAAAGGAAAGACUAAUAUUUUUCUCAGGAAAUGUAUAAGUGUAUUUUCCCCCCACUAAUAGGUUGUAUAAAAUGAUUAACUUGUGUGACUACUUUCAAGUUUGAAAUGACAUGUCAUGCCAAAUAAAAACCAAAUAUUUGUUCAAAAGACCUUUUUAGUAAUUUCACUCCUGGAAAAAACACUUUAAAAUAAAUAAGUGAACCAGCACUUGAUUACAAAAAUAAUGGGCCAUGGCAUAAUUUAAAGCAUUAAAGUUGAUAUUGUAAGCUGUAUACAGUAGUUUUACAUUAUGGAGGACCACUGACACAGCAGAAGGUUAAUACUUAGCGGUUAGCAAAUGACGUUAGGAGGACUCAACAUUCACUCAA
Etheostoma spectabile (orangethroat darter) is the source of this 4534-nucleotide messenger RNA. Its product is annotated as natural resistance-associated macrophage protein 2. Gene Ontology annotation, cellular component: plasma membrane; lysosomal membrane; endosome membrane. Gene Ontology annotation, molecular function: iron ion transmembrane transporter activity; manganese ion transmembrane transporter activity; cadmium ion transmembrane transporter activity. Gene Ontology annotation, biological process: manganese ion transport; iron ion transmembrane transport. NCBI's taxonomy places the organism in Eukaryota, Metazoa, Chordata, Actinopteri, Perciformes, Percidae. The transcript has 17 exons. Bases 225 to 1907 code for a protein of 560 amino acids. The record is from RefSeq and is a predicted model, not a curated record.